Molecule: messenger RNA, 3419 nt
Organism: Hippocampus comes (tiger tail seahorse)
Lineage: Eukaryota; Metazoa; Chordata; Actinopteri; Syngnathiformes; Syngnathidae
Product: zinc finger E-box-binding homeobox 2-like
Exons: 8
Coding region: 198-2717 (839 amino acids)
Biological process (GO): anatomical structure development; regulation of transcription by RNA polymerase II
Molecular function (GO): DNA-binding transcription factor activity, RNA polymerase II-specific; RNA polymerase II cis-regulatory region sequence-specific DNA binding
Source: RefSeq, a predicted model, not a curated record
CGUCCGCGGUCCGCCCUCAUUGUUCGGGCGCGGCGGACACGGGCGAGCGGGUGUGCGCGCGCUCCGCACCGGACCCAGCCCGAGGUGACGCUUGACGGGACCCGGACGGAGCCGAGGGCGCCGGACCUCCCGUUCCGGUGCCGUGCGCGUGCGCGCGUGCGCCCUCCUGCGCGCGCGCGCGCCUCUGCGGAGCAGACAUGGAGGAGCGCGCGCGCUUCCAGAGGAGAAAACAAGCAAACCCGCGCAGGAAGAACGAGUUGGCCGAUGACAUCACAACGUGGCGAGCCCGGCGACAAAAUGGCGAAGAAGAAGAAGCUGGACAAAGGCUUGGGCAAUUGCUCCCCGAGUACCUUUGGCGGAGCGACACGGCCAUCAUCUACCCGGAAGACCCGGACGAAGGACAGCCGCCUUUCGGCCCGGACGGCGACGGCGCCGAAGCCGGGGUAUAUCUCUUCUUCUCGGCAGCGUCGUUUGAUCUUCUUUCCCUCACUUUCCGUCCCACUUCUUUGAGUUGUCUGUCCUUCUGUUGUUGGCGUGCGCAGCUGCUGAACGACGGCGGCGUCGUCAACCGCAAGUUCAAGUGCGCCGAGUGCGGAAAAGCUUUCAAGUACAAACAUCACCUGAAGGAGCACCUGCGCAUCCACAGCGGUGAAAAACCGUACGAGUGCUGCGACUGCAAAAAGCGCUUCUCCCAUUCGGGCUCGUACAGUUCCCACAUCAGCAGCAGGAAGUGCGCCGGGCCCAUCGGUCUCCGCAGACGUCCGCAAAGGGUCGGGUGCGCCGCCGAGCCCGCCCCGCAGCCCCGCCCGGCCCCGGCCCAGCUCCGCCGCAAGCCGGAAAAGGCCCGAGCGCAAUACCGCCUCGACGUCCGGUCCGAGACAACGGACGGGCUGAUGACGGCCUCUCACCGUAGGCUCGGGAGACCGAAGGGCCCCGGGGUCUUCGCCGACGGGUUGGGCUCCCGCUGCCGGCUGGGAAGUUGGAGCGUGAAUUUCCUUCUGCCGGGGACCCCGGAGAGCCCGAACGAGAUGCGCGGAGGAACGACGGACGGGAACCCGGACGAGUUUUCCAAACCCGGAGCUUACACGAAGGAGCUCGGGGCCCGGACGGAAGAGAAGAACCUCCGCGGCGGCCCCGCUCUCGGUUUCGCGGCCGACUCCCCGGAGUCGGCCGAGCGGGCGAACGGUGAACCGGACCAAAACAAACGACAAAAGACGAGACAGACGGAUGGACCUGGCUCGGUCUGGUACUCGUGCCAGUUCUGCAAGGAGGCCUGCCCGGGAGCCAUUCCGCUACAUCAGCACGAGCGCUACCUGUGCAAGAUGAACCAAGACAUCCGAGCCGUUCUGCGGCCGGCCGGGCUCGGUCCGGGUUCGGAGUCCUCGGAAUGGCCCGCGUCCGCCCGGGAGCCUCGCGCGAGCCCCGGAAGCCCUUUCGAGGAUCACUCGGCGGUCGUGCGGACUCACUGGACCGCGAACGCGCGAGCCGACUCGGAGGAACUGCUCAGGAUUUCCUUGGCCGUGGGCCUUCCGCAAGACUUUGUUUGGGAGUGGUUCGCUCAACGGAAUCGCAGCCCUCCCGCGGGAGGCGGAUCGGAACGGCGCCGGAUCUCCGGACGUUCGCCGGCGUCGUCAAACGGCGACGCCUACCCGGGACAGUUCGCGACAAAGAGUCCGGAGGAUAGAACGCCCGACGCCAGUCGGUCUCCGCUCAACUUGUCGUCCUCGUCUUCCAAACGCUCGCAGAGUAGCCCCUACGCACCGAACAGCCCGGUCUGGGAGGAUCUUUGCGCCGAUACUCCGCUCGAUCUUUCCGUGCCCAAGAGCCUGUCGCGCGAGUGCGCCGAGAAAACCGGAUCCGACGGUCUCGAAGCGGAACCUGGCGGCAACCGAGACCCGCUCCGCGUCACCAAAGACUUCCCGGACUCCGAGGGCGGCAGAAACUGCCGGCGGAUGGAAAAAUGCCCCACGUUUGGCAUCGAUCCCUCUCCGGCGCGUCCGGCCUACUCGCCCGUGCCGCCGCACGGCACUUUACCGCCGACGAUGUUGCCGCCCCCCGUCCGGUACCCCGUCCCGGACUCGGGUGUCGGCUUCGCGCCCCGAAUGGCGUUCGCCUACGCUAGCGGGGCGGCCGCGUUUGCCGACAUCGCGCGCGGCGGACAAACACGAUGGGAAGCGGCUUUCCAGGGGGAGCUGUUGGACGGGUCUUGGGACGACCUGUCAGGUGUGGGGCAGCUGACAGAAAGCCAGUCAAAAGUGAAGACGGCGAGUGGCGCCGCCGGCGGGACGUACGCCUGCGACUUGUGCCGCAAAACAUUCCAGAAGAGCAGUUCCCUCCUCAGACACCGAUAUGAGCACACAGGCAAGCGUCCUCACCAGUGCGGCGUCUGCCGCAAGGCCUUCAAGCACAAGCACCACCUGAUCGAGCACUCGCGUCUGCACUCAGGAGAAAAACCGUACCAGUGCGACAAAUGCGGAAAGCGCUUCUCGCACUCGGGCUCGUACUCGCAGCACAUGAACCACCGCUACUCGUACUGCGAGAGGGAGGCCCAGGAGAGGCGGGCCCGCCCGCCGCCGUCGGACGCCGUCGACCCGCGCCGCCCCGCCGGACUCUCGGACCCCUCGGGCGCCGGCCGCUUCUCCGCGGCGCCAGCUUUCGAGGAGGAGGAAUUCCGGACGCACUCGGCCGGGGACCCAGACCGCCGUGCUGACCUCUGAGUGCGACCGGACCGCGAUUCGCGCGCUCAGUCCCGAGCCUCCGUUCGGCUCAGCUAAGACACGUUCCGCAAAGUCAAGCUUGGCUCAGCUCAGCGAGGUGAGGCGCGACAAAGCGAUGCUAAUACGGCCAAGCUAGCGGGAGCGCAGGCGGGGCCCCGCCCCCGACAACCGCUCCCUAUCCGACGUCCUCGGAGAGCAGCUGAAGUUGCGCUCCCGGAAUGGCCCCUGAUUCGAUGAGCGCGGCUUCCUGUGGCACCUGAGGUCGGAGGGGCGUGUCCUCCCUGUAUGCGGGAGCCAAUCGUAUUGCAGCGUGGGAUUCAUCAUGACGUCGCCCGUCGCGCCAUUAAAAAAGGAGGCGAGGACCGGUGCGGGGGCAACCAUCACCGCUUCCUGUCGGUCUUCUUCUUUCGCUUUGCUCGGAUGUUCAACUGUUUCACACUUGAAGCCACAAAUAAACGCACGAAGGCAGCAAGAUGAGAAAAAGUCAAAGUUCAUUAAAAGUGGCCUGUUACAACUGCAGCUGCAGUCGUGAUCACUUGUGUCAAAUGAAAACAAAAACAUCCAUCACAUCUCUUGUCUUUCUUUUUGAAUGCGUCCGUCAUCUUUAUUUCACGUCGUCGCGUUGCCGCACUUCAAACUUGGACCUGUCGUCUUACGUUUCUUCUGAAAGCAGCGGAAAACAGGACGCGGUCCACGUGCCCG